Molecule: messenger RNA, 4943 nt
Organism: Dromaius novaehollandiae (emu)
Lineage: Eukaryota; Metazoa; Chordata; Aves; Casuariiformes; Dromaiidae
Gene: TOR1AIP2
Product: torsin 1A interacting protein 2
Exons: 6
Coding region: 508-2106 (532 amino acids)
Biological process (GO): membrane organization
Cellular component (GO): membrane
Molecular function (GO): ATPase activator activity
Source: RefSeq, a predicted model, not a curated record
CGUGCAACUGCAGGGUUUUGGAAACACAGCCAAAAAAAAGUACGGUCUCCUGGACGCUCCGGAGAGUGACGCCCUUGCUGAUCUAGUUGUUGCUCAUUAAGGAAAAGCCAGUCGUCUUUGGAGGGAGAAAAGGAAAACUACAGCUCCCAGCAGCCUGCCCAGCACCGGGAAGGGCAGAGUUCACUGUCACGUUGACAGCGGAGGAUUAAGGGUGCGGGCUGGGGAGCGGGCUGCCCUGCCGGCCGCGGGCCCCAGGGAGGGCGCGACACGGUGCCGCCGCCAGCCGCCCCUCGCAGCCCCUCCGCUUUGCUUCGCCGCCCGGACCGGCUCCGGACACGCCUAGCUUUGCUGCGUUUCGUGGCGGUUCCUGAGGCCCCGAAGGGAUGUUGUCUGCGCGGGGCAGGACUCGCUCGGCCACUCACGCAGCGGGGAGACCGGUCUCCUUAUGACCAAAUCAGAAAGUGAAGCAAGGCGCUGCAGAGCCCGCGACUCCCGGAGAGCAGGAAGAUGGAAGAGAACCCGAGUGUGGACCUCUGCGGAGCUGGACCAGCCCAGGAUGAGGUGGACAGCCCAGCAGAGCCUCCAGUCCUCCAAGAGAUCCCUCCAGAAACACUUGGGCACGAGGUGACAAGCAGCUGGCCUGACACCUCCUGCAAACCAGAGGAGAAGGAUCCCGCAGUGGGUGAAUCACUGACUGCUGAUGGGGGCGAGGUGACACACUCGGGGCUGGCUGGCCUUACGGCAGAGGACAAGGUCCCCCAGGAAACCAAAGUGUCAUUGGAAGAAUCUGAGGAGAUGGGAGAUGGUGUCUCAGAAAGAUCCCAGGCAGAAGAUGACACAGAUGGAGCCAGGCUAGCCCAAGAUAAAAUGGACAGUAAAGAAGAGAGCCCUGUCCUGCAGGAAACACAUGGGCACCAGGAGACAAGCAGGCAACAUGAAAGCUCCCACAGACCAGAGGAAGAUGAUUUAUCAAUAGGCAAGUCACUAAACUCUGACAGUAAAAGGAGACAUUCAGGUCCAACUGCCACAGAAGGCAUCCCCAGCAGCUCCUUGGUAGAGAGCAUCAGUGCCUCCCUCCUAGACAAGGAGCCAGCAGAGCACACGGAGCGAGAAACUCUGGAGAGUGAAUCCCAUAGCACGCUAAGGAACAGACACGGGACCAAAGGGGACACAGCCCAAAAGUCAGAGGCUCAAUCCUGCCUGCAAAACGUCACCACCCAGAACACAAAGCAGGAGAAGGCUGAAAAGCCCUUCUUGCUGAAAGGUGAGGAACGGAAGCUUCCCUUGCGGGUUACUCAUCGACCAGAAGGCACUGACUCUCCAGGAACAAGGCUUGUCAUUGUGAUCUGCACACUGGCACUACUGGCAUACUUCAGCUUAUUCCACUCUGGCAUCCUGGCCUCCAAGUCCCAGCAAGCCCCCAUGAGCCCCACGGUGGAGGCCUUCCUGUCCCAGUUCAACCAGCUACAGGACAGGUUUCCAGGGCAGAGCCCCCACCUAUGGCUUCGGGGGCGCAAGAUCCUGCAGAAGCACCUCAAUGUGUCUCACCACACAGAGCCGGCCAUCAUUAUCUUCACAGCUGCCCGCGAGGGCGAACAGACCUUGCAGUGCCUCACCACCCAUGUGGCUGACAGCUAUGCAGCCGCCUUGCACGCCAGCACAGUCCAGAUCGAUGGCACGGAUAAAUCCGGGCUCCAGAGUGACCAGGCAAAGCUGGAGGUGGAUAGGGAGCUUAGCUCAGCUUUCCAGGCAGGGGGCCGUGCUGCAGUGAUACACCACUUCGAGUUGCUGCCGGCGGAGGCCACCCUCAUCUUUUACAAGUACUGCGACCAUGAAAGCGCUGCUUUCAAGGACGUGGCUCUGCUGCUGACUGUGCUGCUGGAGGAGGAGACGCUAGAGACCCACAUCAGCCUCCCGCAGGUGGAGGAGAGAGUCCGCGACUUCCUCUGGGCCAAGUUCACCGACACCAGUACCCCCAGCUCCUACAACCACAUGGACUCCGACAAGCUGAGCGGGCUGUGGAGCCGCAUCUCCCACCUGGUCCUCCCGAUCCAUCCCGUCCAGACCAUCGAGAAGGGAGGCUGCCACCUGCACACCAAACCCUAGAGGCAAAGGCUGCCAGAGCCCUGGGGAAGGGCUGGAAAGCCGGUCCGGGCCACCUGGGGCAGGCAGAGGCACAAACAAGCGUGGUACUUGCUUCGUAACACCCCAGUGCUUUUUUUCUUCUACUUGUUUUUCUUACCUCCUUGGGAAGGGUUUGACAGGUGUAAGUGAACCCAGCCCUUUCGGCCAGCUGCAUCUUGAAGGUAAAAAUUUGCAUGCUUCCUUCUGAGGGAUGCGAAGAACUGGUAUUUUAAACUGCUAAUUGCACAUAAGAACAUUAUUGCCACUGCGUGGGGGGGGGGGGGGGGGGCAGGAGGCAGAACGGUACUUUGCAGGUAGCAUUUCUCUCAGAAAACACUGUCCUUGUAGCAGUAUGGAUAACCUAACUAUUACAGCAGAAAGAUAUUUCUGCUCGGUAGCUCUUUCAGUCCUCCCUUCCUCCCUGCCCCUCUGUCUACUGACAUCCAAGCACACCAGUGUCACAAUUUCCUUUACCUAGACCAUCUCUCUCUUCAAUUGAAAAGACCCAUUGGAACAAAGGGAGGCUGAAUUCCCUAAACCCCCCACUUUGAAGUCAUGCUUCAAAAAGAAAAUCAGGACUGACUAGCACAGUCAUAGCUUGUGCUAGUUCAGGGUAUGGCCAGUCAGUCCUGGUAUAGCUCCACUUGCACAGACUGACUUACACCAAGCAAAGACCUGAUGCUAAAUAUAGCAUGUUCAGACAAACCUGCAAUUCAAGAACCCCCACAUAUUGAUUAAAAAUUAUUUCAGGUUGCCAGUACUUAAACAUUUCACUAAGCAGGGGAAUCCUGUGGAGUCACCCUUACAUCAGAGAACAUUUGAACUCUGAAAACCAAGACAAACCCCCAGCAAUUAAGCAAAAGCCACCUCAUUAAUGCUCUGAUAGUGUGAAGCAUUGAGGGAUUGCACGUGUAAAGGAGUGAGUAAUACAGUUUAACUUAACAUUGCCUGUAUAAAAAAGAAAAAGAUCCGCUCUUGAUCCUUUUUCCACCACAAGGUUACAACCAUCUCUUGGGGCUGAUGCAUCAGCUUCAGUCCUACAUGACAGGUUCCUCUUCACCUAGACAUCCGAUCUGUGCAUAGGGCAGAAGCUGUGAGAGUCACUGCUACACUUUGCUGCCGCGCGCAGAGAGCCUGGGGGUGUCCUCAGGAUCAGGGCAGGAGCGCGUGGACAAGACCGUCCGGCGCCCCGCCAGCGCUGUACCAGGGUGCCUGCACCCACGCUGCACCUAGCCCAGGGACUGUGAGAUUUUGCAGCCUGGCAGUCUCCCAGCUUUCUUUCCCUGUUUCUGCCUGCCCCUCGUCAGCUAACUUCUACUGAUGAACGCAGACAUUAACGCAGAUGUUUAUGUCACACCACGUAGAGAGUAGCACACCAGGUCAUCGCUCACCAAGGGUGCCUUCCUGCCAGGCAGCUGGUGCCCUGGUCUGGUCUAAGAGUGACUAGGAGCAGAGCUGAUAUUAGCUGGUAAAGAUGAAAUCUCUGGCCUUAACACUAGAUACCUUCAGCUAAGCAGGUUGGUUUCUUACUGUGCCUCCUCUUCUGUACUCCAUGAAGAGAAAUCUAAGUCCUGUAAACACUGUGUCACUCCUGCACACUGAAUUUCUGUAAAAGCUCUAGGGUAGAGCUGCUCACUCAGGGAAAGCCUGGGGUAGCUGCAGGUUAAAGCAUUUAAUAACACAAGUCAGCCCCAGGUGUCAGCCCCUGGUGCCUACAGUCACACCUGCUAGAGAAGGAGCAGCUGUAGCAAAGCAGGGCUUAUUUCCAUAUAAACAGCAUAGGCCAAGGCCUUGCAAAGGCAGAGCCUAUAGCUGAACAAGACACUAAUCAAGAACACUGAAGUGUUUUUAAAAGCUGCAUUUUAGUGCUCCUUACAGCAACCAGGCCCUUGUGUUGGCUGGGUCUCCCACCAGUGGUGCCUUGCUGAUCUGCCCUCGCUGACGGCUCAGCUGAGGCACGGUCAGUCACCCCAAAGCCUAAAAUCACAGCCUGUCUCUUCUUCCCUCCUGCCAUGUGCCUUGUCCUGUCUCAGGGGAUCUGGGGCAAUGAACUUGGAGAAGGGGAUGAAAUGAAGGAAGAGUGGGUUAUUCAUUUGAAUUCUGACCAAAGAACAGACAUUUUGUUUCUUUACAACGUUAGUCAUAUGAAGACAAAACCCAUUUUUCUCCACGGCUGGCAGGGUUUUACCCACUACCCCGAUCUGGCAGAGCAGCUGUGAUUGCUGCUCAGUUUAUCUCCCAUUGCAGAUACGAAGUUGAGUUACUGCUGCAGAAUUAAGCACCAGUGUGAAGUGGUUCAUACAGGUUAUAACCGUAACAAACACUGGGCUAGAUGGGAAAACUGCCUGCUGGAGUCCAGCAUCACAAGGGGCCAGCCCAAGGCACGCUUUUGUACAAGAUAUGGGUAAAAACCAACUUGGUUGCUUCAUCCCCUUCCUCCUUUCCAUUGCUCUACGCUACUUUGGAAAACACGUUUUCUGCUCUGUACGGUUCAGUGUUAGCAUUGAUGUAAGAACUGGCAAAGCAUUAAUUGUGUUAUGUUAACAUCUUUAAGGAAAUGAGUAUUUAAAAGCUAGCUCACUAACAAUUUUAUGCACUGUGUUUGCAAUGCAUUCUCAAGGUAUGCAGUGGCAACUUAAUGCUGCUUGCGCAUGUCACUGUAAGCUUCAUCCACCACAAUUGUUCCAAUAUGGAGAUAUUUUUAUGACCUUUUAAAGACAAAAAAAAAAAAAAAACCCUGCUUGCUUCUGAACCAAGACUUCUAUUUAAAAAUAAAUAAUGAGAUUGUGGGAAAAAAAACAGCAAAGCCUUCAAAGUGA